Messenger RNA from Didymodactylos carnosus, 861 nucleotides. The record is from the annotation of a GenBank genome assembly. Lineage: Eukaryota; Metazoa; Rotifera; Eurotatoria; Philodinida; Philodinidae.
AUGAGACAUUCGGAACGUCUCGAUGCCCUACUAGGACAUUCCGAUUGGCCCUUAGAAGCCUUUGAUACUAAUGGUUUAUAUCAACCGAUGAAUAGCCAAAUGCUUACAUUAUUACCGACAAGGGAAAAUCCUCAUGAUUAUUCUCUUGAUCCUCCACUUACAAAACAUGGGAUAAAUCAUGCUUAUCAUACAGGGGAAUUUUUUCGAAGUUUAAAUUUAUUACCUACAAAAGUUUAUACAUCACCAGCAAUGAGAUGCAUACAAACAGCAGAUACUGUUUUAGACGGUUUAGGCUUACGUUUACAAGUGCCAUUACGUGCUGAUCUGGGAUUACAUGAGCCAACUAAAGAAUAUCUACCGUUACAAUCACCCGCUUACUAUUAUAGGAAUGGUUAUAAUAUGGAUCUAAAUUAUCAUCCACUAAUUGCGCCAGCUAAUACGCAAAUAAUAAUACAAGAAAACCAUCUAAGUUAUUAUCGAAGAAUGUAUAGUGUACUGAAACAUAUUAUAGCGAAAGUAGUAGGAAACUCAAACUUAGGUUACCAUAGCGCAGAAACAAUCUUGGUUGUAACACAUCGUCCUUGUGUUUCGAUUUUGGCAGCAAUGUUAAAUAUUGACCGUGUUGCUAAUAAACCAAAAUAUUUAUAUGAUAUUGAACAUAGAAAACGUGAUGAAAUCAGUUUUUUAAGUAUGGUCAUCGCUGAAUAUGAUUCUAACCUAAGACAAUGGCAUUAUUUGGCAGAUUAUCCAGAGAAAAAACUUCCUGCGGUUAUAUCGCCACAAAGAAGUAUUAAACAACGUAAACGCAUGAUUAAUUUUAGAAAACUAAGACAUUUAACAAGGUCUUUGAAAAAAAAAUGA